AUGCUUGAAUACUUUCCUGACGAAAUUCUUCUUCAUGUUUUCGAAUAUUUUGACAUACGUGAUUUAUAUGAUUCAUUCUACGGGUUAAAUUCUCGAUUGAAUUCGAUAAUCUGUGCGAAGAAGAAUCUCUCCAUAGUUUUCUCAUCUCCUGAUGAUAUGAAUGAUUCGUUUUGUGAUGCAUUUACAAAUUAUAUCGCCAAAUUAGUCGUCGACCAUUCAAGUUAUAUCGAUUUUCAAGCAUUUCCAUCGUUACAUUCUCUUAUAUUGAACAGUCCAUCAGAUGAUCAAUUAGAACAAAUAUCUUAUUGUAAAUUCCCUUAUUUGGUCCAUUUAGAAUUCGGUAUUAUGAGUAAUACAUUGGCCUAUCGUACUUUAUAUGAAAUUCUGCACAGUCAACAAUUCCCUUGUUUGAAAACAUGUAUAUUUCACCAUGAAACAAAUGUUGUUUCACUGAAUCGCUAUCGACAAAUUUGGUCUAACUCAUCAACACUUCGAACAGUUUGGUUGAGCUCGGUGGAUUUAUCUCUUCGAUCAAAUCCUGAACUGCUUAAUCAGGCGAAGAUUCUCUCCACGGAUGUUAAGCAUUUACAUUUGAAACGAUUGGAUAUUUGCUGCACGUCAGAUGGCCCAUCGAUUAUUGAAAUCGAUCAUUUCCUUUAUCAAAUGCCAAAUUUAGAAAAAUUUAACAUUGCCUCGAACGAAGUUUACUAUUCAUACGAGUUCUUGCAACAAUUGGCUUCUAUUCUUAACCGGCGACUUCGUUAUCUGAACGAAUUUCAUUGUGAACUUCUAUGUUUAAUGACAAAUGAAGAACUCGAGCAAUUACCUCGAUUGCAUGCAUGUUUUAAACAUAUUCAAUGUGAAUCGAAAUACGGUGGUCAAUGCAUUAGAUUAUUCACAGAAUAA
This is a messenger RNA of Adineta ricciae, 906 nucleotides long. NCBI's taxonomy places the organism in Eukaryota, Metazoa, Rotifera, Eurotatoria, Adinetida, Adinetidae. The record is from the annotation of a GenBank genome assembly.